UGUAUAUGUGGUUCUGAGUGAGGCGGCCGGGGCUGAGACAGACGCUGGGCAAAGGGACACAUGUAGGGAGAGACACAGCACAGGCUUUGGCAGGAGGACUCUUAUCUGAACCCACUUCUCUUUCUUUAAUCUCAGUUAUCUUUGACACCAGUGAAGAUUUACAGCAGUUUGAAAUGUCGCUCAUCCUGACCGUGCUGGACAAGCUGGCGUACUUUCUGUCUCUGAUAGCGUUUUGUGUCAGUGUGUCCUACAGCUGGCUGAAAUGAAACUAGAUCCUUCUUUCUGUCCACGAGCUCUGAUAAUGACCGCAUGCUUUUUCAGUGGAUAUUUAACAAAUGAUCCUGAGGUGUGGGGUGUGAGUUACGAUGCUUUUUCUCCUGACUUCACUGAGUGUAACUGAAGACAGUGAGCUCUUUGCCAAAGACCACGAUGCUGCAGCGGUGCAUCCUGAGGCCGUACCAUGUGCUCGCACUGGUGCUGUGUGUGUCAGCCAGAGAGGACUUUGACUGGACCAAGAACGACAGAACGUCUUUUUACUACGGCACCUUCCCCACUGGGUUCUCAUGGGGCGCCGGCAGCUCUGCCUAUCAGACUGAAGGAGCCUGGAACGCAGACGGCAAAGGGAUGAGCAUCUGGGACGCUUUCACCCACAAAAAGGGCAAAAUAUUCUUGAACGACACGGGAGACGCCUCGUGUGAGGGCUACUACAAAUUCAAGGAUGACAUCAACUUGAUGAAGGACAUGAAGCUGAAUCAUUAUCGUUUCUCCAUCUCCUGGCCGAGGAUUUUACCAAGCGGACUGAAAAGUGAACACAUCAAUGAGAAAGGAAUCAAAUAUUACGACGACCUGAUUAACAUGCUGCUGGACAAUAAGAUCACACCUAUAGUGACUCUGUACCACUGGGAUUUACCACAGUUCUUACAGGAGAAAUAUGGCGGCUGGCAGAACGGCACCAUGGUCAACCACUUCAACGACUUUGCCAACUUGUGCUUUGAGAGGUUUGGAAACAAAGUGAAGUACUGGAUCACCUUCAACAACCCCUGGUCCAUCGCUGUGGAGGGAUAUCAAACAGGGGAACAUGCACCUGGACUGAAGCUGAAGGGAACAGGAGCUUAUAAAGCUGCUCACCACAUCAUCAAGGCACACGCUAAAGUUUGGCACACGUAUGACAUGCAGUGGCGAAGCAAACAGAAAGGCCUGGUUGGGAUCUCGCUAACAGCAGACUGGGGGGAACCAGUGGACAUCACCAACCAGAGAGACAUUGAAGCAGCGGAGAGAUACAUCCAGUUCUACCUGGGAUGGUUUGCUACUCCCAUCUUCCACGGAGACUACCCCCAGGUCAUGAAAGAUUACAUCGGCAGGAAGAGCGGCCAGCAGGGCCUCGGAGCGUCACGGCUGCCCGUCUUCUCGCCUCAGGAGAAGAGUUACAUCAAGGGAACCUGUGACUUCAUGGGCCUCGGCCAUUUCACCACUCGCUACGUCACCCUGAAGAAUUACCCGUCGAGCGUCGGAGACAGCUACUUCGCAGACCGUGACCUCGCUGAGCUGGUCGACCCACAGUGGCCUGAUCCAGGAUCUGAGUGGCUCUACUCUGUUCCCUGGGGCUUCAGACGCCUGUUGAACUUUGUCAAGACUCAGUACGGAAACCCGAUGAUAUACGUGACAGAAAACGGCGUGUCAGAGAAAAUGCUCUGCACCGACCUCUGUGACGACUGGAGGAUGCAGUACUUCAAAGACUACAUCAACGAAAUGCUCAAAGCGAUAAAGGAUGGAGUGAACGUGAAGGGUUACACAGCCUGGUCUCUCCUCGACAACUUUGAGUGGGACGAAGGAUACUCAGAGAGAUUUGGACUCUACUACGUGGACUUCAGGAACAAGAACAAACCACGCUACCCGAAGGCGUCUGUCCAGUUCUACAAACGCAUCAUCAGCUCGAAUGGCUUCCCCAAUCAGAGAGAGGUGGAGAGUUGGAAGAGGAAAGCUGUGGAGACGUGCUCCUCCAGUAACCAGCUCCUGGCUGCAGACCCGCUGAUCGGCCACAUGGAGAUGGUGACAGAGAUCGUGGUUCCCACCGUGUGCACGCUCUGCAUCCUCCUCAGUGCAGUCUUCCUCAUGUUCCUGCUGCGAGGACGCAUCUGAACACACACACACACACACACACACACACACACACACACACAUGAAUCUGAGAGUGACUCUGAAGCUGUAAAACUUUCUCCUGUCAGAGCAUCGUGUUGAUUUAACUGUCCUGCUGUUCUGGUCUGAUAAACUGUGUCCAGGUCGUCACCAUUAAGUCACAAAGCGCCGCCA
Molecule: messenger RNA, 2310 nt
Organism: Epinephelus fuscoguttatus (brown-marbled grouper)
Lineage: Eukaryota; Metazoa; Chordata; Actinopteri; Perciformes; Serranidae
Gene: lctla
Product: lactase-like a
Exons: 14
Coding region: 430-2139 (569 amino acids)
Biological process (GO): carbohydrate metabolic process
Molecular function (GO): beta-glucosidase activity
Source: RefSeq, a predicted model, not a curated record